CUUCACUGACCCACAUGACCUCAGAUUCACAUUCCUGAAAACAAGCCAAAAUAUUCACAUGUAUAUAGUCGUAAGUGGUUACAAACGCGGCUAACCGUGGAAGUAUUCGUGUGUGAAACUGCACCGGAAUGAACAUGGAUCUAUAAAUAAUGUUUGUUAACAAAAAAAAAAAGCGGCAAUAUUCGUACGAGUUCUCGUACAGUUUGCCGAAACCUCGUAAUGAACAUAACACCUUUUAACUCCAUUUCUCUAAUGAAAUUUAUUGUUUUCACGAGCAAUUGGAAACAUUUGAAAUAAUGAAGUAUUUUCUCCUCAGUGUGUUGAUUAUUUAAAAAAUCACUGGAAUUAAUGGUUUUACGUAAAUCAUCAAUAUAUCAUAAAUUUUACGACAAUAAAUGACAUAUUGUUGUAUUGUUCUUCGAAAUGGUUUAUCGCAUGGUUAAGCACACUUUGUGCUCUAAUUUUGCCAGUUGUGGAUCUCGAUUUGUUGGAAUCCUUGCACCUCUUACCGUGCCACCUUUACACAUAUUAUUUCUCUUUCAUUUCUGGCAAGAUUAUGCUCGAGAUGUUGAUCGGCAAUAUUGUUCUUGCUCAUGCUGGGACACAGUUUUUAAAGGAUCCUAUGAAUCCGGUAUUGCAUCUUACAAGCACAUGUACUUUAAUGCAACAACGAAUAGCCUGAAAAUAUGGGCAAGCAUAGUGAUCGGAAUAGUUGUGUUUUACGAAACUUCAAAGUAUUUGACAUGGCUGGCGUUUCAUCGAAGACUGAGAUUUGGAAUGUUUAUACUAUUUGUCAGUGCUAUUUUUUCGCACUAUUAUUCUUGGUGGGUCUACAUAAAUUAUUGGAACGACGAUUUUUACUCUCAAUGGUAUCAUCAGAUGUUCUUCUCCAUCACCGAACUGAUAUCGACUAUUUUCGUCAUUCAACUGGCGGACAAAAAGACUGCUGUUACGCAUCGAAAAGCAUUUGCUAUCAGUACUAUCGGCCUCAUUCACAUACUUGCUGGCAGCUGGGAUCAGUUUAUUACAAACGUUUUGAGAGGCGAAGGGUAUGCUCAUCAGGUCGUGCGAGAUUUAGGUUUCAUGAUACCAGACAUUCUUCACGUUUUAAUACCACUAUUGUCAGUGAGAUGGAGAAAGUGCUGUACUUUGCCUGGUGCAGAACGGGAUACCAAACAAACGAGUCUCAAGCGAGAUCUAACGUGCAUGUUCGGCAUAGUACUCGUGGGAUUGGUAAUGUGUACGAUACUUUGAGCUAAAUCAUGCCAAGGAAAUAUCACAAACUUAGUGAAAAUCGAACUAUAAGAAGAAGCGGCCAAGGGUACAAUUGUUGAAAACCCGACAAGAAAUUGAAGUAUUUUUAGUAAAUAACAACAAUAUGAUGAUACGACAAACUAUUAUACGAAAGAGAUGAAGCAAACGUUGAAGAACGUUUUUAUACUUUUAUUGAUCAAAAUGAAGUUACUUAUAUAAAUAUAUUUCGAUCAUAAUUUAUCCUCGUUGAGUUCGAGAGAAGCAUAUCAUGGAAAAAUGAUUCCAAAGAUGCUCUGCGAAGCAGUUUGUGCCAAUGUUGUGACAUUAUUUUACAACUCCUACCUGAAUAUCUACGAGUUGAAAAUCAAGAAUAAAACGUCAAUUUUUGUUAAAUCUACUAAGAAGACUGUAGCAGAUUUAGUUCAGAAAUUCGUAAAAUGUUGAUUUGAGGAUUUUCUAUUCCCCUUGAUUUUGGCAUUUCAGCCACGCGAAUAGAUAAAUGCGAUUGAAAGUUCGAUUGUUAAAUGUCGCUUUGAAAUACUCCUUAGAAUCUACGAAUUUUUAUCAUAAAUUUUAUAUUUUGUAGCUAUUUGAAAUUUCAAAAAUGUUUUCAAGCGCUUUUCAAAAAAAAUCUAGAACGAGAGGUUGAGAAAAUCAAAAAAACCUUUGAAAAGAUGAAUUGUUUUAAUCAGAGAUUAUUUCUUUUGAAUGAAUAUUACAGACGAGCCCAAACUUACGUGCAAAUUGAACGUAAAGCUAUGCCUUUUUCGGGCGAUCAUUAUUAAUACAACAUAGUGGUUUCAUGGCACUAAAAACUAUGAGAUAAGACUUGAGUUUUUUCGACAACGUUUUAACGAGUACCGUUAAUCCUUUGGCCUUUGUACAUUAUAGAUAAGUUUUUAAUGCAAUAGAUUUAAAUACGAAGCAUUUUUAGAAAGCCAAUACUACUAAAUAUGUUUACAUAUUGUACCAAAGAAGAAACAGACGAAUGUUUUCAUUAACAUAGAUGAAGUUUGGAGUAGGAAGAAUAGGCCCUUAACUCAGCAAAUGUUUAUUAUUGUAUUUCAGUCGAGGAACGACGAGCCAAUUUACAAGCUCUCAAAUAUUCGUGUUAAUCAAAAGUAAAGUGAAUAAAAUCACGAGUUUGUUGAUAUUCUAUUUGUUAUCGCAUAAAGUAAAGCCCUGUAGAAUUUUAUUGUUACAAAUUUUGUAGCUGUUACAUUCCCCAAUAAAAAAUAAAAAAAAAAAAAAAACAGACACGGAGAA
Messenger RNA from Venturia canescens, 2520 nucleotides. RefSeq lists its product as uncharacterized. The record is from RefSeq and is a predicted model, not a curated record. Lineage: Eukaryota; Metazoa; Arthropoda; Insecta; Hymenoptera; Ichneumonidae. The coding region runs from base 424 to 1254 and encodes 276 amino acids. The transcript has 3 exons.